CUUGGCAUUGACUUCCUAAGCCAUACGCGAGAAAAUUGCAACGAAAUUUCGACUCAAGCUUAUCGCUUUAGCCGAUCGAAACGUUUUUUUUUCCUCUUUCUUUUGGCAUUUUGUCACCGAUAUAAUAGAGCUACCGUAGUGAUGAUCUAAAGGGAAUUUUAGUUUAUAGUUCAUUUCUGUCGAGUCAUGUGAAUUAUUGUGAAUAUAUCGAAGAAACAGGGGAUUUUUAGUGUUGAAACGUGUUCUAAUUUCGAUUUGAAUAGAUGAAAGUUUUGAUAUUAAAACCGCACACUGUCUCAGGGGAAACCCUCGAUAAUAACGUGUUCAUGCAAGCGGGUGACGAAUUAAUUUAGUGUUAAUGAAUGGGUUGUAUUACAUUUCUUUCAAAUUGAUUUGAAUUUGUCUGUAUGAGCAACAAGAUUUCCUUGUUUAUGACGAACGAGAAACUUGAAGUUUUUCUAAGAGUUCUUACAGCGAGCUGAGUUUGUGCUAAGUUUUUUUAACGAUGAAUGCCAAUUGCGUCAUAGUUGUGUAAAUGAUGCCAUCUGAUAACUAUAUAACAUACACAGAAAAUCAUAUAACAGCUAUCAGAUACUGGCUGUGUCGUAUAGAAACACAUAUGCAGUUGUAAAUUUCUUUCUAAAGAAUGAAAAAUCCAAAUUUAAAAGUAAACUCGUGUUAACUAUGCCUAGAACUAGUUUAUAAGCUAAAGUUAAGCCGGUCGCUAGCGAUAUUAACAAAAGGUUUGCACAAAUGUUGUCAGGGAAUUUCCCUGACUAAACUAAAUCGUGACUCGCAAUAAAAUCGGGUAUUUCCGACACGAGGGCGAUAAGAAGCGAAAAGUUCAGCAGUUUGCAAGUUUGAAACAAAGCACAAAAGGAAAUUUCUUCAUUUUCUGCCGGGGAAAACCGAGAAAAACUAAUGAUGUGGCGAAAGUAUAAAACUGCUGCGGGAAGUUCCUUUAAAAAUAUAGCCAUUUCGCAAGUUUUUAAAAUAGAAAAUUUUCGAAAAAUGAAGGGUAUAAAAGGGCCCCCACGUUUUGAGAGUCUUUUAAAUUCGGAGCGAGGACAUAUAAUAGCAUUGUUUUGGGUGACAAAUCAUGUCCGAUACUCAGGUUUUACAAAUUCAAGGAGGGACACCUCUAAAUGGGGCUGUCACAAUUUCUGGAGCGAAAAAUGCCAUUUUGCCAUUGAUGGCCAGCGCUGUACUAACCGACAAGCCUGUCGUUUUUAAAAACGUGCCGAAUAUUGAUGAUGUUUUUUCAAUGCAAAAGCUUUUGUGGAGUCACGGAGUCGCCGUCGAAGUGAGAGAAUGGUCUGGUGAACUCGAAGUUGCGAUCCAGGCCUUAGAUCCGCGGCCAAUUCCCAACGAUCCGACGAUUAGCGGCCAAUUCCGAGCAUCAGUUUCACUGCUCGGGCCGUUGCUUGCGAGGCUUGGCCAUGCGAGGGUAUAUUUGCCGGGCGGAGAUGCAAUUGAUAGCCGAGGCCGACCCAUUGAUAUACAUAUAACAAAUUUGAGAAGUUUGGGGGCAACCGUGACAGAAAAUAUGUUUGCAACCCCCCCAUAUGUUGAAGCGUUUGCACCUUCUGGUCUCAAUGCUCCUCGACGAGCGUUGACUUUGCCGAAGGUCUCUGUUGGAGCCACGCAAAACACCAUAACGGCUGCAUGUGUCGCGAGGGGAACAACUACCAUUGAAAAUGCCUCGGUUAAUCCUGAAGUACUGGAUUUGGUGAAAUUUUUGAAAACUUUGGGUGCUGACAUAAAUGUCGACAAAGCUAACCGAAAGAUUACGAUUCGUGGCAAAAAUAGGAGUGAUUUGAGUCGAAAUACCGUGCCGAAUCACACAGUAAUUCCAGAUAGAAUCGAAGCUGGUACCUAUGCUAUUGCUGCAAUGAUUACAGGUGGAAGCAUUGAAUUGAGAAUGGGGGACGCAUCAGACCCACUUAUAUUGGAACUGUUAGAAUCCGAGUUCUGGCGUUUACUCGCAGCUGGCGCGGACGUCGUUCGCACACAACGAGGAGUUGUUCGCAUCUCGCGAAAACGAGACUCCAGAGGUCGUAGCUUGUUACCUAUCUCCCCCGUAAGCGUUGUGACCAAGCCCUACCCAGGGUUUCCCACAGAUAUGCACCCUCAGUGGGCUGCACUGAUGUGCUUCAGCAAUGGUCAGUCGUGGAUUAAAGAGACCAUUUUUGAUGAUCGUUUUUAUUACGUGGAACAGCUGCGGAAAAUGGGCGCGAAUAUCCAUCGCGACUCUCGUGACCGAAAAAAAGUGAAUAUUAUUGGAAAUGAAGAACUGGCAUUUGAUGAGGAUCUAGUCGAUGUUGAGGCCAGCGAUAUUCGGGCAGGCGCGGCUUUGAUCUUGGCAGCUCUUGCAAGACGUGGUGUUACUCGCAUCACUGGUCUCCACCACAUCAAACGAGGAUAUGAGAAUUUUCUAAACAAGUUUCAAUCAUUCGGUUCUCAAAUGUUUGUUUAUUAACAUUUCUUGAACAAUUUUAAAACCUCCCAAUAAUAUUUUGUAUGCAGUUUUUUCUUUAAUCAUAUCAUUUUGUAGAAAGACUUUGUAAGCUCUGGGAGUUUGUAUCUGAAUAGCCCAGAAAAAGAACAAUAUUACUUUUGCACAGCAUGUAUCUCAUAAAAGGGUAGAAAUAAGACCGAUAAUUCUAUUUUGAUUAUCCAAGGUCGAGUCUAUUCAUUUGAUGUAACUCAACCAGUUUUUUUGCCUAAGGUAAUUCAAUAGCAUAGUUCUGUAAUAAAAUCUGCAACCUCAUCUAACGGUACUAGAUCAAUACAGUUUAUUGCUUUGCGCUCAGAUUAUUUGGAAUUCCAAGAAUAUUUCAUAACUGAAUCGCUUAUUCAGUCUUUGGGCUUUGAUUGGCUGGCGUGUUCGAACGUUGCCUCGCAUUGGCUGGAAGUAAGUGGCGGUGAUUGGUGCAGCGACGGUGCUUUCGAUUUUGUUCGAGAUAUGAACACGCGGUAGCGUAGAUCAGCGGUAACUCGCAGGAACGUAAACAAGAUAAUGCGGGAAAUGCAUUCGGAGCACGGUAACCUUUGGAACUUGAAUUUUAAUCUCUUAUUGAGCAAAAAUACCAAGAAAUGAAUGAAAAUGUAGUGGAUUUCGUUGGUGGCUGUCUUGGAGGCAUGGCAGGAACCGUUGCUGGUCACCCAUUUGAUACGGUGAAGGUUCGACAUCAGAUGCAGAAGCAUGGGGAGCGUGUGUAUCGCGGAGUCUUCAGUUCUGCUUGGAGGAUAGUAAAAUAUGAAUCUGUUACUGGGUUAUUCAAAGGAAUGGCAUCACCACUGGCUGGACAAGCAUUCAUCAAUGGUUGUGUAUUCGGUGUUUACAGUGAGUCAUAUCGUCGUUUGCAACAUGUCCCAUAUACUGUAUUUUGGGCUGGCUGUGUUGCUGGUGUUGCACAGGGCAUCGUCACAGCCCCGCUGGAGCUUGCGAAGAUCCGCUUGCAAGUGCAGGGCGAGGGGAUGGACCCUCGGAAAAUGACAAUAUCUGAGAGGAAAAAGUUGAGGUAUACUGGCUCAAUUGAUUGCAUGUGGAAAAUAUUCCGAAAUGAAGGCUUGAGAGGAUUUUCAAAAGGAAUGUGCGUCACUGUAGUAAGAGAAAUUCCUUCCACUGGAGUGUAUUUUUAUGGCUACGAUGAGCUAUGCAAACUUGGACCAAGGUCCAAAUCGAAGGAUGAAGCUUCUCCAGCAACUGUGCUUGUUGCUGGUGGAAUUGCAGGUGUCCUUUCAUGGGUUGUCACCUACCCUUGUGAUGUGAUCAAGUCCAGAUUUCAAGCAGAUAUUGAUGGCAUAUACAAGAGCAGUAUAGAUUGUGCAAUUAAGAGUUACAGAGCUGAAGGUUGGCGGAUGUUUUUUCAGGGCAUAAAUUCAACAAUUAUCCGGGCAUUCCCUGUCAAUGCUGCAACAUUUGGUGCUGUCGUAAUGUUUGCAAGGCUUGUAUACGGUGAUGAGAAUGAUAUGUGUGUUAGAUUUCAUGAAAUAUUUACGAAGGCAUUUCAAGACGAAGUAAAUAGAAAAAUGGCACUCGAUUUUUUCGCCGGUUCUAUCGGGGGUAUAUCUGGUGUUUUUGUGGGACAUCCAUUUGACACUGUUAAAGUUAGGUUGCAGACACAGCCAUCCAGUAGCUAUUCUGGAAUGAUACAAUGUUUCUCAAAAAUUAUCCGAGAAGAAUCGGUAUUUGGUCUUUACAAAGGCUUACUGCCUCCUCUUGCUGGUUUUGCAGCUAUGAAUGCAAUAACCUUUGGUGUACAAGGGCUGACAUAUCGCCGCAUGGAACCAGGCUGGAAGAGCCUGUUUUUGUCUGGUACCAUAGCUGGUGUUACCCAGUCGCUCAUUGUUUCACCCAUGGAGUUGGUGAAAACACAACUGCAACUACAGGGUCAAGGCAUGAAAUACAAACACGUUAUCAGACAUACCCCGGACGAGAUGCUACGGUUUAAUGGUGCAUGGGAUUGUCUGAGAAAACUUUUUAUAAACGGUGGUUUGAAAGGUGUUUACAGAGGGUUCAUCGCUACGGCUGCAAGAGAAGGGCCUGGAAUGGGAUGUUAUUUUGCUGUCUACCACGCGCUCUGCUCAAGAAUGGCGAGGUCUCGCGAAAGCGUGCAUCAUUUGGGCAUAUUCCACUUGUUGGUCGCAGGAGGUGUGACCGGCUCCAUCUCCUGGAUUUUCACAUACCCCGUUGAUGUCGUUAAAUCGCGUUUUCAGGCAGAUCUUAAUGGAAAAUACGUCGGACUGAUCGACUGCCUCAAACAGACGUAUAAAUCAGGGGGAAUCCCUGUGUUUUUCCGUGGCUUGAGUACGGCCAUUGUUCGUGCUUUUCCCGUCAACGCAGCGACGCUUUCGACCGUUACUUUAAUACUCAGGACGCGCGUCGAUCGAUAGUAAAUAAGUAGAAUUGUAUUAGGCGAUAAAUUCGAUAAUCAAAUCGUAUGGAAAUGUAAUCAAUAAAUCGUUUGACGAUUAGUAUUUUUUUGUAUUAGACCUGGCAGGAAAUUCGGUUGGUGGGCAUAUAACCAGUGUCACAGUAAUGGAUGUAGGUUUCAAUAAUGGUGUAGCUUUUGGACGAAAUAACAAGAAUAAAAUAC
Messenger RNA from Dendronephthya gigantea, 5102 nucleotides. RefSeq lists its product as uncharacterized. NCBI's taxonomy places the organism in Eukaryota, Metazoa, Cnidaria, Anthozoa, Malacalcyonacea, Nephtheidae. The record is from RefSeq and is a predicted model, not a curated record. The transcript is spliced from 12 exons. Gene Ontology annotation, cellular component: mitochondrion. The coding region runs from base 3097 to 4899 and encodes 600 amino acids. Gene Ontology annotation, biological process: mitochondrial L-ornithine transmembrane transport. Gene Ontology annotation, molecular function: high-affinity L-arginine transmembrane transporter activity.